AUGACUUUGCUUUCAUCCAUUCUCGGCCUCCGUCGCGAUGAACGACUCCUUAAAAUCCCGCCGUACCUCUCCGCGCUGCUUGUCAUAGUCGGUUGCGUUUGGCUAUGUCUGCUACCACUGGACGAAUAUUCUCGAAAGACGUAUAUAUCUGAAAAUGCGCUGCUGCCUGGCCAAGUGCAUACAUAUUUUGGUGGAAGUGAACACAACGUGUUCAGAGCAUACCGGCAUGAAGUAGCUGGACUUGUAGGCAAGUCGGAACAAGAGCGGUCACAGAAACUCGGAGAUAUUCUUCGAUUGGCAGGAUUGAAAGUUGCUACACAGAAGUACGAGUACGAUGUGUCGGGUCGUAAACUAUCUGGUGAGAAUGUAUACGCAGUCCUGCAAGGUCCCCGCGCGGAUGCUACAGAGGCUGUAGUCAUGAUAGCUUCCUGGAAGACUAUGAAUGGCGACAUCAACCAUAGUGGUGUGGCUCUGUUAUUAACACUGGCUCGGUACAUGAAGAGAUGGUCACUCUGGUCAAAAGACGUCAUAUUCCUAAUCUCGGGAGACAGUAGAGAGGGACCUCAAGCUUGGGUAGACGCGUACCACAACGCUGUUCUCCCUGCGUCGGUCGAACCUCUCACAAUCAAGAGCGGAGCACUCCAAGGAGCGGUUGCAAUCGAAUACCCCGCUGGACCUUGGGGUCAUCGAUUUGACAAGCUACACAUUCUUUAUGAUGGUACCAACGGCCAAUUGUCGAACCUUGACCUCUUCAAUACAGCUGUUCAAAUAGCAAGUAACCAGAUGGGUAUAGGCUGCACGCUCCAGCGUAUGUUCGACCACAAGAACACGUAUGAGGAACGGCUACAGACGAUGCUUCGAGGGAUGGUCAAUCAAGGCCUUGGGCAUUCGACCGGACCGCAUAGCAGCUUCAUUCCAUAUCACGUUGAUGCAAUUACCCUACAGACUGUGGGCGAUGGUUGGCAUGACGAAAUGGGCCUCGGGAAAGUCGUCGAGAGCCUGUUUCGCAGUCUAAACAACCUCCUCGAGCAUCUUCACCAGAGCUUUUUCCUAUAUUUGCUUCUCCAAGCCAAGGUCUUUGUUAGUAUAGGGACCUACCUGCCGAGCGCUAUGCUCGUUGCUGCAAAUUUCACGGUGACAUGUAUUGCUCUAUGGGUGCAGAGUGGCAGACCGCUCAAUUCUUCCAAAGCUACUUCAGCAGCAACCCCCGGCGCAAGCAAGGAAGAGAAAAUGGUAGUCAUAAAGGAGAAGAAGUCUGUUGCCCUUGUCCCAGCGUCUACCUUGGCAGUUGUAGAGCGAAAAAUGUUCUUUCCCCUCGCAUACAUCGCGGCGGCUCAUUUCCUCGGACUCAUACCGUUCUAUCUGUUUAAUAACAGUCCCGAACACGUACUCCGGCCCCUCUUUCAUGCGACAACAGCCAUCACACUCGUUCUUCCCAUCAUGACUGCGACCGCGGUCUCUCAAUUUAGACGCCCAACACAGCAAGAAACCACCCUUAUUCAAUGCUUCUCAUUACUUCUACUCGGCAUGUUCUUGUCAGCAUUGGCAACAUUGAACUUCUCGUUGUCAUUCAUAAUUGGAGUCCUCGCGGUGCCCCUGAGCUUCGUGCGACGAAUCCCGAACAGCACCGUCCUGCCUUGUCUCAUGACCGUAAUCUUGACUGCUGUGAGUCCCAUGAUGGUGGCGACACUAGCAACACAACACUGGCACUAUGAUGUUGUGGACCUUCUACUACAGGCGGCUCAAGGCUGGCACAUCUGGGGCAUGUGGACGCAAGUUGUUGUUUGGCUUGUAUGGUUCCCGGCUUGGUUCGCUGGAGCGUCUAUUGUUGUAUGGUCCCUGCCAGGCCUUUGA
Molecule: messenger RNA, 1854 nt
Organism: Pseudovirgaria hyperparasitica
Lineage: Eukaryota; Fungi; Ascomycota; Dothideomycetes; Acrospermales; Acrospermaceae
Product: Glycosylphosphatidylinositol:protein transamidase, GAA1 component
Exons: 4
Coding region: 1-1854 (617 amino acids)
Biological process (GO): attachment of GPI anchor to protein
Cellular component (GO): membrane; GPI-anchor transamidase complex
Source: RefSeq, a predicted model, not a curated record